AAACGCGAAUGUCGUCAAAAGUCGAUUCUUCACCUUCGAGGAUAUAUACAUAUAUAUAUUUUUAAAAUUAAUUGAAGUCAUCAUAUAUAUUUUUCGCAAGAACAAGUUCCCUCGGUAGAAUACAUGAGAAAGGCUGCUUGUUAACCGUUUGUCCUUUACCAUAGACGACGUAGCUUGCAAUAUGAAGACCAAAAUGAAUUUUCGGCAGAUGCUUUCCCAGGUUCUAAACCUAUUUCUUGUGCUUUCAAGUGCUUAUAUGGGCUAUAAAGCGUUGUCCUUUAUGACAGACUGCGAAAGCCCUGUUGUUGUGGUAUUAUCUGAAUCGAUGGAGCCAUCAUUUCGUAGAGGCGAUUUACUGUUUUUGGAUAAUCGAAAACCGCCGUUGGAGAGCCAAUGGGAAGAUUCGACUCCUUCGCUGUGGAAGAAAGUUCGGUAUGGCUCUUCAUUGGGAAUUGGAGACAUUGUCGUUUACUCUUUGCCGCACCGUCCAAUUCCUAUUGUUCAUCGAGUUGUCAAAUUGUACGACUCAGGGAAUGAAACGAAGUUUAUAACGAAAGGUGAUAACAACCGAAUCGAUGAUGUUGGGUUGUUUCCACGAUCUAUGACUUAUUUGGAUCGAGAAAAGCAUGUAAUCGGUGUUGUCAGAGGAUAUUUUCCUUACUUGGGAAUGAUUACAAUUUGGUUGACAGACUAUCCCACUUUAAAAUAUGUUAUGUUAGGGGCACUUGGCCUUUUAACGCUCUUUCAGAAAGAAGAAUCCUUUUAAAGCUUGAGCUAAAUCUUGAGCCUGCUUUCCCAUCUUCCUUGUCUCUCUUUUGCAUACUUUUACCCAAGAACCGUCUAUAGAUACGUAUCAUUGGCCUGCGUACACAAACAUUUCCCAAUUUUAUAACCACAUUCUUCUAUGAAAAAACAAAUCUAUGAAAAACAAAAAAGAAUUCUCCAUAGGAAAAUAAGGUCUAAAUCGCAAACAGUAACCUGGGAUCAACGAUCUAUUAUUCUGUUCAAUCUUUUUGCGACGUUCAUUCACGAAUAAUCACAACUGAAUUAUCUUGCCAACGCUUUUUCAAUGUGGAAUUGUACUAUAAUUUUAAAUUUUCUUAUUAGAAUUUACUGUAAAACACUAUACACGCCCGUCUCUAUAGAUUGAAUUCCAAUCCAUAUCACUAACUGAUUAUUCUACACUUCGAUAAAGUAACGACUGUAACUUGAC
This is a messenger RNA of Schizosaccharomyces cryophilus OY26, 1213 nucleotides long. Its product is annotated as signal peptidase subunit Sec11. Bases 182 to 766 code for a protein of 194 amino acids. Lineage: Eukaryota; Fungi; Ascomycota; Schizosaccharomycetes; Schizosaccharomycetales; Schizosaccharomycetaceae. Gene Ontology annotation, molecular function: serine-type endopeptidase activity. Gene Ontology annotation, cellular component: signal peptidase complex; membrane. The record is from RefSeq and is a predicted model, not a curated record. The transcript is spliced from 3 exons.